Messenger RNA from Chelmon rostratus (copperband butterflyfish), 615 nucleotides. Its product is annotated as C-C motif chemokine 4-like. Gene Ontology annotation, molecular function: CCR chemokine receptor binding; chemokine activity. NCBI's taxonomy places the organism in Eukaryota, Metazoa, Chordata, Actinopteri, Chaetodontiformes, Chaetodontidae. The record is from RefSeq and is a predicted model, not a curated record. Gene Ontology annotation, biological process: cellular response to interleukin-1; monocyte chemotaxis; inflammatory response. The transcript is spliced from 3 exons. Gene Ontology annotation, cellular component: extracellular region. The coding region runs from base 214 to 513 and encodes 99 amino acids.
CUGAAGCAGUCGUGUUUUCUUGGUGGUGGAAAGCUGAGGAGGUGUGGGAAAGUUAUGCCCUCAAUGUAUGGUUAAUUUUGGCUGGAAAGGCUGACAUCAUAGACAUUUAAGUUCCACAUUGGACGGGGUUUAUAUUGGACGUGGCGGUGAGAGUCGAUCACAGCAAAGAGAGAAGAAGAACAGCAUCAUCAUCAUCAUCCUACAGACAGCAUCAUGAGGACUCUCUGCUUCGCUCUGGGGCUGCUGCUGCUCGCCGUCUGCUGCUGCGACGCCAUGCCUCAAGCUCUGCGGUACAGCACGGCACCUGGGAACUGCUGCUUCAACGUUUACACCCAAAAGAUACCAUUAAAGUUCGUAUCUAGCAUAACCAAGACCCACAGCUCCUGUCUAAAGCAGGCAUUCAUAGUCCAGACUAUGAAAGGAAGACAGAUCUGCUACAGUCAGACUUUCCAGUGGGCUCUGGAUGUCUACAAUCAGCUGUACAACACUGAGGGCAGUGGUCUGCAGCUCUGAAGACGUAUUAUUGUAUAAUACUGAUAGGGGGGGUGAAUCAGUGCCUGGUUUUGCAGGCCAAAAGGUGUGAAGACUUGUAUUUUAAUAAAAUGCUAUUGAUGU